AUGGACAGCCAGGGCAGGAAGGUGGUGGUGUGCGACAACGGCACCGGGUUUGUGAAGUGUGGAUAUGCAGGCUCUAACUUUCCAGAACACAUCUUCCCAGCUUUGGUUGGAAGACCUAUUAUCAGAUCAACCACCAAAGUGGGAAACAUUGAAAUCAAGGACCUUAUGGUUGGUGAUGAGGCAAGUGAAUUACGCUCCAUGUUAGAAGUUAACUAUCCAAUGGAAAAUGGCAUAGUGCGAAACUGGGAUGACAUGAAACACCUGUGGGACUAUACAUUUGGACCAGAGAAGCUUAACAUAGAUACCAGAAACUGUAAAAUCUUACUCACAGAACCUCCUAUGAACCCAACCAAAAAUAGAGAGAAGAUUGUAGAGGUAAUGUUUGAAACUUACCAGUUUUCUGGUGUGUAUGUAGCCAUCCAAGCCGUUCUGACUUUGUAUGCUCAAGGCUUAUUGACUGGAGUAGUGGUGGACUCUGGAGAUGGUGUAACUCACAUUUGCCCAGUUUAUGAAGGCUUUUCUCUCCCUCACCUUACCAGAAGACUGGAUAUUGCUGGGAGGGAUAUUACCAGAUAUCUUAUUAAGCUGCUUCUGUUGCGAGGAUACGCCUUCAACCAUUCUGCUGAUUUUGAAACAGUUCGAAUGAUUAAAGAAAAACUGUGUUAUGUGGGGUAUAAUAUUGAGCAAGAGCAGAAAUUGGCCUUAGAAACCACAGUAUUAGUUGAAUCUUACACACUCCCAGAUGGCCGCAUUAUCAAAGUUGGGGGGGAGAGGUUUGAAGCGCCAGAAGCUUUAUUUCAGCCUCACCUGAUCAAUGUUGAGGGAGUGGGUGUUGCUGAAUUGCUUUUUAACACAAUCCAGGCGGCUGACAUUGAUACCAGAUCUGAAUUCUAUAAGCACAUUGUGCUUUCUGGAGGAUCUACAAUGUACCCUGGACUGCCAUCACGGUUGGAAAGAGAACUAAAACAGCUGUACUUAGAACGAGUUUUAAAGGGAGAUGUGGAAAAGCUUUCUAAAUUUAAGAUCCGUAUCGAAGACCCUCCCCGCAGAAAGCACAUGGUAUUCCUGGGCGGUGCCGUCCUCGCAGACAUCAUGAAAGACAAAGACAACUUCUGGAUGACCCGGCAGGAGUACCAGGAGAAGGGCGUCCGCGUGCUGGAGAAGCUCGGCGUGACUGUUCGAUAA
Messenger RNA from Pipistrellus nathusii (Nathusius's pipistrelle), 1185 nucleotides. NCBI's taxonomy places the organism in Eukaryota, Metazoa, Chordata, Mammalia, Chiroptera, Vespertilionidae. The record is from the annotation of a GenBank genome assembly.